Molecule: messenger RNA, 1460 nt
Organism: Cotesia congregata
Lineage: Eukaryota; Metazoa; Arthropoda; Insecta; Hymenoptera; Braconidae
Source: the annotation of a GenBank genome assembly
AUGUCGUUUCGCGUGGUACGUAGCAGCAAAUUCCGCCACGUUUACGGAACAUCUUUGAAAAGGGAGCAAUGUUACGACAAUAUCAGAGUGUCUAAAUCCUCCUGGGACUCUACCUUUUGUGCUGUUAACCCCAAAUUUUUGGCUAUCAUUGUUGAAUCUGCUGGAGGUGGUGCUUUUAUUGUUUUACCACAUAAUAAGGUGGGCAGGAUAUCCGCAGAUCAUCCACUGGUCGGUGGCCACAAAGGUCCUGUUUUAGAUAUCGCCUGGUGCCCACACAAUGACAAUGUUAUCGCCUCUGGCUCAGAGGACUGCGUGGUGAAAGUUUGGCAGAUUCCAGACAGUGGGAUUUCGCGUACGCUCACGGAGCCGGUCGUCGACUUGCAGCUCCAUCAACGACGAGUUGGCUUGGUGUUAUGGCACCCGACCGCGCUCAAUGUCCUGCUGACCGCGGGCUCCGACAAUCUCGUGAUAAUUUGGAACGUCGGUACCGGAGAAGCUGUUGUCAAAAUAAACUGCCAUCCUGAUGUCGUCUACUCGGCCUGCUGGAACUGGGACGGCUCGAGACUGGUGACUACGUGUAAAGACAAAAAAAUACGGAUUGUCGAUCCCAGGUCGGGUGAAAUCCUGGAGGAAGCUAUUGCUCAUGAAGGAAAGGCGGUUUAAUAUUCACUACAGGAUUCAGCAAAAUGUCUGAGCGUCAGUAUUCGUUGCGGGCACCAGAUAUGCUAGGAGAACCAAUAGUUAUGGUUGAAUUGGACACCAGCAAUGGAGUAAUGUUCCCUCUGUAUGACCCAGACACCAGUCUUGUCUACUUAUGCGGCAAGGGCGACUCUGUUAUCCGGUACUUUGAAAUCACUCCAGAACCGCCAUUUGUUCAUUAUAUCAAUACCUUCCAAACACCCGAUCCACAACGUGGUAUCGGAAUGAUGCCAAAACGCGGCUGUGACGUUAAUAGUUGUGAAAUUAGUCGAUUUUAUCGUUUAAACAAUUCGGGAUUCUGCCAAGUUAUUUCGAUGACCGUACCAAGAAAGUCUGAAUUAUUUCAAGAAGAUUUAUAUCCUGAUACACCUGGUGAUACUGCAGCAAUUUCUGCUGAAGAAUGGGCUGCUGGUACCGACGCAGAACCUAUUUUAAUUUCUUUAAGAGAUGGUUAUCAACCUACAGCGUCUAAAAACGAAUUAAAAUGUACUAAAAAAGCUAAUGUACUUGGUAAAAGCACUAAAGUUGGAGCUAAUGCACAAAAUUCAUCGCAGAAUAAUGCUAACUUUGAGGAUAUAAUAAAAGAAUUCUCCGAAGAGAUAAGAAAGCUUAAAGCCGUUAUCGUGAAGCACGAAGGAAGAAUUCGCGUACUCGAGUCAGCAGUUGCAUUGCAAAUGAAAGAAGACGAAAGAGAAAGAAACGACAAUAAAACUUCAUCGUCUCCGGCAGAGAAAGAAUUUUUAGCUUCGGACGAAGUAUGA